Messenger RNA from Alternaria incomplexa, 489 nucleotides. RefSeq lists its product as uncharacterized. Lineage: Eukaryota; Fungi; Ascomycota; Dothideomycetes; Pleosporales; Pleosporaceae. Bases 1 to 489 code for a protein of 162 amino acids. The record is from RefSeq and is a predicted model, not a curated record. The transcript is spliced from 2 exons.
AUGCGUUUCAUCACUGCUAUUGCCUUUGCCGCCACUGCCAGCUUCGUUGCUGCGCAGGACAAGUGCGACGCCCAGAACAUUGUCGACACCUGUGUCCAGGGCUACCAAGGUCGUAUCGAUGACUGCAACAAGAACGGCAACGACUUCAUCUGCCUCUGCGACGUCUACCGUGACGUUCUCGUCUGCUACAACAACUGCCCUGACUCCCUCGAGAAGCCUCCCGUCCAGAACACCGUAACCUCCUACUGCGGUGCCGCCGAGCCCCUCCGCGCCGCUGCUUCCUCCUCCAUGGCUUCCGUUGCCAGCGUCGCUGCCACACAAUCCCACGCUGCUGCUAGCGCUACCAGCGCCAUGACCAGCGCUACUGGCACUGGAUCCGAGUCCGAGUCUGCGCCCAGCGCGACUGCCAGCAGCUUCGAGGGUGCCGGUAGCUCUUUCGGUGUACCUGCCGGUGCGGCCAUUGUUGCCAUGUUCGCUGGUCUGUUGUAG